UCCCACGGUUCUUUAUGGCUAUUUCUCAUUUGCACGACCCCUUUCGAGCCCGCUCAGCCAAACCCUCCACCGCGACGGGCCUCCGCGUGAGCCUCGGCUUUUUAAAAUAUUUGUGCAGAUUUCCACCAGUUGUAUUUUUUCCAACGACGCCCUCUGAGCCUGGGAAGAGAAGGCUACUGAGAGGCUCCUGGCUCCAGAAGAGCCAUUCAGCCGCAGUAUCAGUGUAUUUUGCUACCGUGUUUCCGCGCAGGCCUGGAACGUUUUGCUCCGAUGAGCGUCGCGUUAAAGCCAGGCGCGGUGGUGGGAAGCAGCUGCUCAGCUGCAGCGAGCGACUGCUCGGGGCAUCACAGGCUUCCCGGCCCCGGGAACCCAAGAAAUAGUUGGAUUUACGUAGCUUUCUAACUAACUAUCAGCUUUAACGCAGGGAGGACUAUGAAUAUGCUUCCCAAUAGAAAGUGUAAUGCGUACCCGAGGCUCUCCACACGCUCCGGAGAUGUUAAUUAAGAGAUCGCGGAGUUUUUUAAAGGACAGGGAAAGGCGCUGUCUUUCCCACACGGCACGGGCCGAGUCUCCGAGGGCCCCGAGGGACGCUGGGGUCCCAGGCGUGAUCCGGCUGGCGGCACUGCUCUUCGUGCUGCUGGGCAUGUGGGUCAUCCUGCAGAGCUACUUCGAACGGGGCUGGAGAGCCCUCAGCCUGCGCAGCUGGCGAGGUGCCACCAGCCAGCCCAGCAGGAGCCAGCCACCCCGGCACGAGUGUGGCAACCAGAGGAGCUGCCCCAGGGACCACUUCGCCUUCAAGCUCACCAGCGGCGCUGCCAACGUGGUGGGACCCUCCAUCUGCUUCGACGACGCGGUGCUCAUGAGCAGCGUGAAAAACAACAUCGGUCGAGGCCUCAACAUCGCGCUGGUGAACGGAACAACGGGGCAGCUCCUGAAAACGGGCGCAUUUGACAUGUACUCCGGAGAUGUUAAGGAGCUGGAGACCUUCCUGACGGAGAUCAAGGACGGCACCGUCGUGCUGACGGCCACCUUCGACGACCCCGCCACAAAGAUGAACGACAAAGUCCGGAUGCUUUUUACCGAGCUGGGCAGCAGCUACGCGAACAUGCUGGGCUUCCGCGACAACUGGGUUUUCCUGGGUGCCAAAGGGCUCAGCAUCAAGAGCCCCUUCGAGCAGCACAUCCAGAACAACGAGGAGAGGAACAAAUACGACGGCUGGCCCGAGCUGCUGGAGCUGGAAGGCUGCGCCCCGCGCAAGAUGGGCUAGCGGGCCACGAGCCCCCGCCGCGGCCAAGGCUGCUCCGGGCAAACCGGCCGCGUCGACCUGCCCCCGGCUCACCGCCGCCUGCCCGUUAAAGCGGCGUCGGACGACGGGGAAUCUCGCCGCAGGGACUGUGUGGUACCUGGAAAAGCAGCGCACGAGGCUGCCUGCGACGCCAGGGCGAGCGUCCAGGCAGGCUUCGCCCAAGCCGGAGCAGCCUGGGUCAGCGUGGAGUAUUUUAUUUUUCUGUCUUUAAGCCAUGAAGACUUUGCAAAGAGAUUUGGUUUUUGGGUUUUCAGGGUUUUUUUAAGUUCUUUCUUAUGAGAUGGCCAAUUACAAAUCAUUGCCCUCUUA
Molecule: messenger RNA, 1615 nt
Organism: Dromaius novaehollandiae (emu)
Lineage: Eukaryota; Metazoa; Chordata; Aves; Casuariiformes; Dromaiidae
Gene: FAM3D
Product: FAM3 metabolism regulating signaling molecule D
Exons: 9
Coding region: 461-1267 (268 amino acids)
Source: RefSeq, a predicted model, not a curated record